AUGAAAAAUCAAGUGAACAGUAUAGGAUUAUUUCAUUCUAUUGAAGCAAUUUAUACAGGUGGAGCAAUCGAAUGGAGUUUGGAUGGAAAAAUGCUUUUUUCAGCUUGCGGCAACUAUAUUAGAGCGUCGAAUAUUGAAAAUGGAAGAGAAAGUUACAAGAUUGGAAAUGAGGAGGAUCUGUUACGAAUAUCUACUUUCUUGUUGAACGGAAAUUGCAAUUCCAUCGUAGUAGCUUAUACGAAUGGCCUUCUACGAAAUUAUCGAUUGCCUUUAUUAGAAAAUGGGUCUGAAGUAGUAAAUCCGGAAAUAAUCCGUCAAUGGAAAUCAACUCAUUCGGCACCGGUUUUAGUCAUGAAAUUUUCCAGAGGUGAUGCAUUACUUGCUACUGGAUCAGCAGAUUUUGUUGUCAAGAUUUGGAAUCUCGAGAAACGCAGCUGUGUUGGCUCAUUAAAAGGUACAGGCGCUGUAAGUGCUAUCGAGUUUCUUCAUAAAGCUCGUGUAGUAGUUGGCUAUACAGACGGCAGUUCAUCAUUAUUUUGUUUUGAAACUCCAAAGAAAUUGAUUUUUCGGUGGAUUAACCACACAAGCCAGAUUGUAAGCAUAAUUAUUCGGCAACUGCCGGAAGUUGUUUUUGUGAGUCGUGAUCAAACAUUGUCAAUCGUUAAUGUGGACAGCUACGAGAAAAUGAAAGUGCUUCCCUUGUAUGAGCCGAUCGAAGCAGCAAUUUUUAUAUCUGGAUCGUUGUUAACAGUAGGAGAGGAAGGUAUUUUAAAGUGUUGGAAUAUGGAAAACGCAAAAUUACUAAGAUCUGCAAAUAUAUGUAGCUCUCGCAUCAAUUCUAUUAUUUACAAUCAAAUCUGCAAGAAAUUUCUCUUGGCUACCUCGGAUUUCAACAUUUUUUGGAUAGAUGAAGAAACUUUCAAAAUUAAGCGGCAGUUUGCUGGUUUCAAUGAUGAGAUUCUUGAUGUUUCGUUUUUUGGACCAAAACUGGAAUAUUUGAUUGCAGCUACAAAUAGUUCUGAAUUGCGUUUUUAUAAUAUGAAUACUUGGUCUUGUCGUCUUAUUGCCGGUCAUACUGAUAAUGUUCUCUCACUGUCAACGGCACCGUGGGAUUCAAAGCUCUUCGCUAGUUCUUCCAAAGAUAAUACAUUUAUUAUUUGGUGCGUAGACUUCAACGAUGGUGAAGAAAUGAAAGUGGAAAAGGUAGGUAUAGCGACUGGACAUACUAAUAGUGUCACACGUAUUCGGUAUUCUAAUGGUUCCAAGCAUCGUUUCAUCGUUUCAGUAUCGAACGAUACGACGAUUAAAUUGUGGCCAUUAAAGAAUUUCAAGGAAAAAACUGAAAAUUUGAAACUGCAGUCGUCAGCAACAUUAGUUGCCCACGCAAAGGAUAUAACUUGCUUAGAUAUUAGUCUGAAUGAUCGUUUAUGUGUUACUGGCUCCAUGGACAAGACAGCAAAGUUAUGGCAUAUUGAUACAGAUAAAAUGCAUUUUACUAUAGGUGGCAUGUUAAGUGGUCAUCGCCGUGGAGUUUGGGAUGCUCGUUUUUCACCUACCACUCAGGCUGUGAUAACAUGUAGUGGUGAUUGUAUGAUCAGGAUAUUUUCGCUGCCAAAUCGAGAUUGCAUAGCCACAUUAGCUGGACAUCCGUCUGCCGUACUUAAUGGAGUCAUAGUGAAUGGUGGAAAACAAAUAAUAUCUGCGGAUAGUGGUGGUUUACUUAAAAUAUGGGAUAUAGCUGCAAAUGAAUGCAUCACAACGGUAGAAGCUCAUGAUGAGAAAAUAUGGGCUUUGCAAAUGACAAAUGAUGAAAGUAGACUUGUUACGGCAAGUAGUGAUGGACGAAUACGGAUCUGGGAAGAUGUUUCUGAAAAAAAGCGCGAAGAAGAAGAACGUAAUCGAGCAGAAAAGGCACAUAGUGAACAAGUUCUGACAAAUCUUAUGCAGCAGAAUCAUUAUGCUGAAGCUUUAGCAUUUUCACUAACACUGGCAAGACCAUAUAGCUGCUUGAAAAUAGUGCAGAGGAUGAUGGAGUUAAAAUCAAAUGAAUUGCACAGUGCGGUCAAAAAAUUGCAUAGUGAAGAGUUAGUAGUAUUGCUGCACUUCGCCGCCCAGUGGAAUACAAACAGUCGAACAGCAGAUGUUGCUCAAUUAGUGCUUUAUUGCAUUUUGCAUUCGUUCCCUCCCACGGAGUUAUUAAAAAUGCCUAACUUUGCUUCAGUGAUAGAAGCAUAUGUUCCAUACACAACCAGGCAUUUCGAUCGGUUAACAAGAGCGCGACAAAAUGCUACAUUUUUGGACUAUACUUUAGCGCAGAUGUCGCUGUCGAAUUUGUAA
Molecule: messenger RNA, 2337 nt
Organism: Brugia pahangi
Lineage: Eukaryota; Metazoa; Nematoda; Chromadorea; Rhabditida; Onchocercidae
Source: the annotation of a GenBank genome assembly